Molecule: messenger RNA, 1671 nt
Organism: Ilex paraguariensis (yerba mate)
Lineage: Eukaryota; Viridiplantae; Streptophyta; Magnoliopsida; Aquifoliales; Aquifoliaceae
Source: the annotation of a GenBank genome assembly
CUUUCCUUUUCCAUGGGUAUCUGACCAUUAAAAAAUAGAAUAUCCCACUGAUUCCCUCACUGACCAUUCACGCCCAAACACAUGGAGUGGAAUGGAACUACCUCCUAAGUCCUAUCGCAGCAACAUAAGUUUCAGUGGUCCAGUCAGACCUCCCAAACUUCUGCAAUGGCGGUUCUGACGAAUGGGUCUUCGUUACGCCCGCCCCUACAAACGUGCCAAUCCUCCAGACCACGACACUUGAACCAUUCGAACAUUAUCAUUGUUCGUCGCAGAGCAUUCUCACAAGAUUCGAAAGUCACAAAUUUGCCCCAAUUCUUCAAAUCCUCAUCUUUACUAGUUAAAAGCUUUCAGGGUGAAGAUGCAGAAAAUUAUGAAGCUGCAAUAUCGAGGAAUACUCCAGAGGGACAAAAUAAAGUUACUGACAAGGUAUUUGAAAAUCUGGAAAAUAAAACUGCCGGUACAGAAAGUUCAUUCUUGGCAAAAUUAGCAAUAGUGUUGGGCAUAGCUGCAACAAUUACAUUAGUAUCUAUUGGCCUCAAGCAGCCUAAUCAAGGUAGGUUGCUUGGAUUUCCAUAUCUUGCUGAUGCUUCAUCCUCUUCCACUCUUGCUGCUCCUGCUGUUGGUUUCACUUUUAAAGCUUUUGGAUACAGAGUUGUACUUCCAGAGUUUGCCCCAGGAUGGAUCUACUUUUGGCUCUUGAUGGCCGCAGGUUGUGGACUUUUCAUUAGUGAAGAAGCUCUAAAUAUAUGGGUUGGCAUCUCCAUAGCAAGGAUGCUCUCUUUGGAAGGGACAUGGCAGUCCUUUGUUGAGUCAUUCUCCAGAAAUGCUUCAUACAUAAUAUCCACAAUUUUGUGGGUAUACUGGGGUGUUUGUCUUAGUGACAUGAUUCCAUUUUACAUGGGGAAGCUCUUUAGACAAUCUGGGGCAUCUGAUGAUGUUUGUUCAAAGUUGGGGAUCAGCAAGGAGAGAGCAAUGAAUAUCACAUCUGUAGUUCAACGAUAUGGGAAUCUCGUAGGUUUUGUAGAACGAUUUUCCCUUGGAGUGAGAAAUCCGACAGCAUUCCUAGCAGGAGCACUGGACGUAUCUCCAGAAUGUUUCUUUGCCGGUGUCUGUUGUGGUGGCUUGAUCACUCUUCCAGUUCAGUUGGGGAUUGGAUUCUUACUGAGAGAGCGUCCUGUGUUCGCCCUUGCAACUGUUGCAACCGUUGUGGGAAUUUGGACUGUGUUCCCCUAUGCUGUGGCUGCUUCAACAGCAUUAUUCCUUUAUCUAAGGCGACGCCUCUACUCUAGGUAGUCCUGCUUGUAAGUUUUUGCGGAAUUUAUUAGUCCCUGGGGAUGAAGCAGACAAGAGCUAUGGAUUUGGUAGAUAGGGGCUAUGGAUUUGUUCGUCUGGAGGGACUUUUUAUUAAUAUAGUUCAGAUGAUUUUGCAAUUACUUGUUGAUUAAUUAUUCUUGCUUUUUCUUUGGUUUUACUGAUAGGUAGUGGUGAUAGGAACCAACUUAGAAUGAUUUACAAAUUGAUGUAUAGCUAAGUAGUGUUGCCAUUUUAUCAAGGAAAAUUUCCCCUUGUUCAUUGUAGGUUAGAUGUCCGUCUCUCUUUGUAUUAUGAUUUUUGAAAUACGAAGAGUUGUAAGUUUGUACCAAUACAUCAUUUCACAUCUGAAAAUGCGAC